AUGCAGAUGGAUUUGAACCGCGAAGAGAACUCCGGGGCUGACCCCGUCGAGUCUCUCGCUAGGCUUGGACACCGGGAUGGAGGGAUGGUCGGCCAUCCCUCAACGACGAAGGAUGGCGACAGCCGAGUCACCAACGCUUCCAGACACACCAGGAAGCGGAGGCUGUCGAGGGCAGACCAAGAUAGGCGCGAAUUUGCUUCUACCGCCAAGCGCCCGAGGACAGGGUCUCCACAGGACCCUGCGAAGACCAAAGUUUCUCGGGACCAAGUCGGAGAAGGCAGAGUUGGGGCGACCCUGACAGCCGCAGUGAGGCCGCAGUUGCAGCCAGCGCGACCGCGCUGUCUCGCUGACGGAUUCUCGCAGGGGCGUCUGGUGAUAGACAAGCGUGAAUGUCACCGAAAGAAGGAGGGGGGUGUCACCUUCCAGGUAAUGAGGCCCACACAAGGGCCAUAA
Messenger RNA from Psilocybe cubensis, 453 nucleotides. RefSeq lists its product as uncharacterized. The record is from RefSeq and is a predicted model, not a curated record. Lineage: Eukaryota; Fungi; Basidiomycota; Agaricomycetes; Agaricales; Agrocybaceae. The transcript is spliced from 4 exons. The coding region runs from base 1 to 453 and encodes 150 amino acids.